GCUGCAGUGGGCACCAUGACCGUGGACGUGGCUGAAUACCACCUGAGCGUCAUCAGGAGCCCCCCGGGCUGGGAGGUGGGUGUCUACGCCGCAGGGGCCCUGGCGCUGCUGGGCAUCACUGCUGUGAGCCUGUGGAAACUCUGGAGCUCGGGAAGCUUCCCCAGCCCCUCCCCGUUCCCAAACUAUGACUACCGGUACCUUCAGCAGAAGUACGGGGAGACCUACGCGGAGGCCAGGCAGAAGAGAGUGCCCGGCUGGACCUCGCGGGCGCCCAGCCGCAAGGGCAGCCUGAGCGUGGAGGACACGUUUGAGAGCAUGGGCGAGCUGGGGCCGCUGGAGCUGAUGGGCCGCGGGCUGGACCUGGUGCCCGAAGGCGCGCUGCGCAAGUCGCAGUCGGCCGACUCCCUCAACUCCGUGUCGUCCGUGAGCAACACGUUCGGGCAGGACUUCACGCUGGGCCAGGUGGAGGUGAGCCUGGACUACGCGGCCGCCUCGCACACGCUGCGCGUGGCCGUGCUGCAGGGCAAGGACCUGCUGGAGCGCGAGGACGCCGCCUUCCAGUCCUGCUUCGUGCGCGUCAGCCUGCUGCCCGACGAGCAGAUCGUCGGCAUCUCCCGGAUCCAGCGGAGCGCCUACUCCAUCUUCUUCGAUGAGAAGUUCUCCAUCCCGCUGGACCCCGGCGCCCUGGAGGAGAAGAGCCUGCGCUUCUCCGUGUUCGGCAUCGACGAGGAUGAGCGGAAUGUCAGCACGGGGGUGGUGGAGCUCAAGCUCUCCGUCCUCGACCUCCCGCUGCAGCCCUUCAGCGGCUGGCUCUACCUGCAGGACCAGAACAAGGCACCUGACGCGGUGGGUGAGAUCCUGCUUUCUCUCAGCUACCUGCCCACCGCCGAGCGCCUCACCGUGGUGGUGGUGAAGGCCAAGAACCUGGUCUGGACCAACGACAAGCCCACAGCGGACCCCUUCGUCAAGGUGUACCUGCUGCAGGAUGGGAGAAAGAUGAGCAAGAAGAAGACGGCUGUGAAGAGGGACGACCCCAACCCCGUGUUCAACGAAGCCAUGAUCUUUUCAGUCCCGGCGAUCGUGCUCCAGGAUCUGUCUCUCCGUGUGACGGUGGCUGAAAACAGCAGCGACGGCCGCGGGGAAAACGUGGGUCACGUCAUCAUCGGGCCAUCUGCUAGCGGCAUGGGCACCACGCACUGGAACCAGAUGCUGGCCACGCUGCGCCGGCCCGUGUCCAUGUGGCACUCUGUCCGGCGAAACUAGCCGCAGGACGAGCAGGGGGCACUGGAGCUGCCUGGAGCCGGUGCCCGACCAGCUGACACAGUGAAUGCUGAAGUCCCCUGGGAGUUCCCUGUCAUCUGGGUCCCUCUUUCAGAGGUACGAGGAGCAGGCAUGGCCAGAUGUUGGGGGCCUGGGGCCCCUGGCCCAAAGGACCAGCACAGUGGGGCCAGAACCCCAGGGGCCACCGACUCUGGAUUCCUG
Sorex fumeus (smoky shrew) is the source of this 1482-nucleotide messenger RNA. RefSeq names its product synaptotagmin 12 (gene SYT12). The transcript is spliced from 7 exons. The coding region runs from base 16 to 1263 and encodes 415 amino acids. Gene Ontology annotation, molecular function: clathrin binding; calcium-dependent phospholipid binding; phosphatidylserine binding. The record is from RefSeq and is a predicted model, not a curated record. Gene Ontology annotation, biological process: cellular response to calcium ion; calcium-ion regulated exocytosis; regulation of dopamine secretion. NCBI's taxonomy places the organism in Eukaryota, Metazoa, Chordata, Mammalia, Eulipotyphla, Soricidae.